AUGAGCGUCGCGUUGGCGAUCAGAGGGACGACGUGCGUGUCGUUCGAUCUUCCAGGGCACGGGGAGUGCGCGAGCGGUGAUCACGGGGACGUGCGAGGGAUUUGGACGGGGCGAGCGAAGACGCUCGAGCGGAUCGCGCGCGCGUUGGACGCGAGCGACGCCCCGGAGUCGAUCACGAUCGUGGGGUCGUCCAUGGGUGGAGCCCUGGCGAUUUACGCCGCGAACGAGCUGAAAAUGGCCGGGACGCGGACGAUCGAGCGGGUGGUUUUGAUCAAUCCGUUGAUGCGGAUGAAGCUGUAUUUACCGGGCGUCGCGCUCGCGGCGUUACGGUUGGCGGCGAUCGUCGCGCCCGGGGUGGAGGUGUCAUCGAGACCGCAGGAUAAGGUGAAUGAUGACGACGCCCCAGAGGGGACGGCUAAGAUGGAUUUCGACGACGAGGGACAGAAGCAGUGCGACGCGGACGAGCUGACGUACAAGGGUGGGGUGACGCUUCGCACGGGGGUGGAGCUGUACGCGCUGACGCGUCACAACGCGGGCGCGCGGGCAGAGGAUUGCGGAAUGGUGCGAUUGUCGUUCACCACGCCCGUACUACUCCUCACGGGCGGGCGAGAUGAGGUCGUGGAUCCCGACGCGGCGACGCAACAGGUCAAGCUCGCCAUGAGCGCGGGCGGGAAAGUCGAGCACAAAAAGUUUCCAAACGCUGGGCACUCGCUCACAUUGCAGAGUCGCAGAGAGGAGGUGUUCGAUCUCGUGGCUGAUUGGCGGUGGUUGUAA
Messenger RNA from Ostreococcus tauri, 774 nucleotides. Its product is annotated as unnamed product. Lineage: Eukaryota; Viridiplantae; Chlorophyta; Mamiellophyceae; Mamiellales; Bathycoccaceae. The transcript has a single exon. Gene Ontology annotation, molecular function: lipase activity. The record is from RefSeq and is a predicted model, not a curated record. Gene Ontology annotation, cellular component: membrane. The coding region runs from base 1 to 774 and encodes 257 amino acids.